CAGACAUACUCAAACUGGACAUGCCCAGUUGAGUGGGUAGCUAACGUUAGCUAGCGAGUGUGUGACAAACGGCGCCAUAAACUCACUGGGAUGCAUUGUUGCUAGCUAGCGGUAGCUAGCUUCUUCUGAUUUCCUGUCGCUGGUGUGUUGGCUACUUCGGAAGCCAUAAAAUAGCUUACGUUACAACCAUGGAAAUCGACACACUUUUGGAGGGUUUUACGGUUUCCUAUUUUCAUGCAUCUACGUUCAGACUUCGACAAGAAAGGGAAGAAAGAUGCCUGCCCUGCCCUGGAUCAAUUUCUGUGUCAUGUCGCCAAAACGGGAGAAACGAUGAUUUCAUGGUCACAGUUCAAAAGUUAUUUCCUGUUUAAACUUGAGAAGGUAAUGGAUGACUUCAGAGCCUCGACACCAGACCAGCGAGGGCCAGCCAAUCCUAAUGUGGAGUACAUUCCGUUUGAAGAGAUGAAGGAGAGGAUUCUCAAAAUCGUAGAAGGAUACAACGGGAUUCCGUUCACCAUCCAGCGUCUGUGUGAGUUACUGACUGAGCCAAAGAGGAACUACACAGGAACAGAGAAGUUCCUCAGGGGAGUGGAGAAGAAUGUGAUGGUGGUCAGCUGUGUGUGUCCUACAUCAGAGAAAAAUGGGGCAACCAGUGUAAACAGAAUGAAUGGAGUGAUGUUCCCUGGCAAUACCACUAUUUAUUCAGAAAGGAAUGUAAAUGGACCAGGCACGCCAAGGCCACUGAACAGACCAAAGCUAUCACUAUCCACUUCUCUGGAAACAAACGGUCUCCCUGACAGCACAGACGAUAAGGAGCCACUCACAGAACAAGAGGAGGAGCAUGUUGUCAGUGAUUCCUCGGUAUCGGAAAGUGAUGCCACACAGAGCAGUCCGAUGAAGACCAAGCAUCCGGAAGAGGAUGCAACGGAGGCAGAGAGCCACGAAGUCAAGAGGCUGAAGUUUGACAAAGACAUGGAUGAAGAGGAGGAUGAGGUAGACAAGGAGAUGUCAUGUCCUGCACCUGCCCAAAGUUCAUCAGACAUGCCAGAAUCAUCAACAGAUAUUGUUGAGGAAGAAAAAGAGAAGUCUGCCGAUAUGCUCACCACAGAUGAUCGUGAGCCCUCCAGUACUCAGACAGAAGAUCCCUUUGAUGACGAGGAAGAGACAUCAGAGAGGGAGGCUGAGUAUGGCCCCAACCACAGUCUAAAGAGUGACAGCACCAUGGACCAGUCAGAGGAGCAGCUUGCUCAGUCAGGGAAUGAUCUGAGUUUAGAGGAACAGGAGGAAGGAGAUUGCAGUGACCCAGUAAGUAGCAGCAGUAGCAGCAACGGGGAGGGAGCACCCAGUGAAGAGCCUGUCCCCUCUGCCUCUCCCAGCAGUACAGCUGAGUCGUUGGCAGAGGGCGCUGCUGCAGAAAACUGUUCGGAAAGCUCAGAGACGGCAGAUGAGCCCAUGGAACAGGACUAACCUGAGGCCGAGGGGCCCCCCCAACAUUAUUUUACACUGUAUAUUGAUACUGUACCAAACCCAGGAGAUCUCUGUACCACCAUGGACCUGUAAUCUCCCAGCACAGGGAGGCUUUUUGUGAGGCCUCAGAGGAUUUUCACCCUCAGGUCUCUUCACGCCUUGUAUGACCCACCCACCAGUCUGUUUUUAAAAACUGGAACUUAUCAUUUAAAGUUCCCCUCCAGCUUGUUUUUUUUAAAAGCCUGUGGCAUUCAAAAAAACGACUCAGCUAUACUUUUUUUUAUCACCUUGAUAGUUUUUAUUUCUCUCAUGGAUCACUGUCAUUUUAGUAUUUACUGCUAUUUUAGACACCAGUUCUAAAGCUGCUUGGUUAACAUUGUGAUAAGGAAUGAAUCAGCCACUUCUGUGUGUUUGUUGUGAUCUCAAUCUGUGGUGAACGUAUCAUGUUUGCCGGCCCAGUUAGGGUCUCCUCUGGAUCUGUGGGAUGCCUUGGGUUUUCCCUUGGUAAAGCUACUGUUCACAUCUAUGUUUCAAUUUUUAGUGUAGUUGUCCAUACCUUGGAAUGUAAAGUAUGAAGGAUUGUCCAUGACACACAUCUGUUCCAUAAAACCACUGGAAGCCAUUGCCCUGAAAGUUUGGUAGUCUGUCUAAGUAAACAUACCGAAACCAUGGAUCGCAACCAAUCCUCAUGUACUAUUGCACUCUGAUUGAACAAAACAGAUAGUGCUUUCAGAAAGUAUUCAUACCCCUUGACUUAUUCCACAUUUUGUUACAGCUUUAAUUCAAAAUGGCUUAAAUGUUAACACACAAUACCCCAUAAUGAAAACACAUUUUUAGAAGUCUUUGCAAAUUUAUUGAAAAUGAAAUAAAUAUCUAACUUAGAGGUAUACACACCCCUUAUGCAAACUGAGCUCAGGAGCAGCCAACUUCCUUUGAUCAUCCUUGAGCUGUCUUUACAACUUGAUUGGAGUCCACCUGUGGCCAAUUAAUUUGUUUGGACAUUAUUUAGAAAAACACCUGUCUAUAUAAGGUCCCACAGUUGACAUUGCAUGUCAGAGCAGAAACUAUACCAUGAAGUCCAAGGAACUGUCCGUAGAGGGCCCAGACAUGAUUGUGAUGAGGCAUAUAUCUUGGGGAAGGGUAUAAAACAAUUGUAGUGUUAAGUUUUUGCGAGCACAGUGGUCUCCAUCAUUGGGACAUUGAAAAAAUAUAGAACUACCCAGACUGCCUAGAGCUAGCUGUCCGACCAAGGCAAGAAAGACCUUUGGUAAGGGAGGUGACCAAGAACCCAAUGACCACUCUGACAGAACUACAGAGUUCCUUGGUUGAGAUGGGAGAACCUGUCAGAAGGACAAGUCUUUACGCACUUCACAAAUCUGAGCUUUAUGGGAGAGUGGCCAGACGGAAGCCGCUCCUAACAAAAAGCCACAUGAUGGAAGGCCUGGAGUUUGCAAAAUGCAUAUGAAAGAUGGAGCAUAAGGCAAAAGAUUCUGUUGUCUGAUGAGAGACAAAUUGGCCUGAAUGCAAAGUGCUAUGUCUAGAGAGAAACAGGCACAGCUAAUCACCCAUCUAACACCAUCCCUACUGUAUAGCGGUGGUGGCAGCAUCUUGCUAUAAGGAUGCUUUUCAGUGGCAGGGACUGAGAGACUGGUAAGGAUACCGCGAACAAUGAAUGCUGUCAAAUCCCUGAUGAGAACCUGCUUCAGAGUGCAAAUGACCUUGGACUGGGGUGAAGAUUUACGUUCCAACAGGACAAUGACCCCAAGCAUCUAGCCAAAGCAAUGCUGGAAUGACUUCAGAACAAGAGUUUGAAAGUCCUUGAGUGGCUCAACCAAAGCCCAUUGAAAAUCUAUGGAAAGACUUGGAGAUUGCUGUUCACCACCACUUCCCAUUUAACAUAACAGCUUGAGAAAAUCUGCAAGGAAGAAUGGGAGGAAAUCCCCAAAUCCAGAUGUGCAAAGCUGAUGCAGACGUACCCAAGACGACACAAAGCUGUAAUCACCACCAAAGGUGUUUUUACAAAGUAUUGACUCGGGUGUGAAUACUUAUAUAAAUUAGAUGUAUUUAUUUUAAUACAUUUGCAAAAAUGUCUAAAUGUUUUCACUUUGCCAUAAUGGGGUAUUUUGUGUUGGAAAAUUGAAUUCAGGCUUUAACCCAACAAAAUGUGGAAUAGGUUGAAGGGAAUGAAUACUUUCUGACAGCACUGUAUAGCUGUGAACCAAUUGCUCUAAACAUUCCAGGAGCACUCUAUCCCAUCGUUCUCCACCUUCUCACCUGUUGCUAAGUCUUCCAAAACAUCAGAAGACAAUAAUAUUGGCAAUUUCCUGAUUUCUGUUGUCUGACAGUAUUGAGUGAAUGCUUUUGUCGGUUGACCACAGUUACUGUCAGUUUUUGUGUCCGAUUUACUCAAAUGGUAAGAAAACAUGGUGUACUUUAGUUCUCACAAUCUUUUCAAUUGAAUAAAACUACAUUUGUCAAAUUGAAAUGUCAAUUUCAGCACUAAAUGUCAUUGAUCACAAGAAUCUUGUUUGAUUUUAUUUUGAGAGUUUACUGGCUGCCAUAUCUUUACCAGUUUCUGCAACUGUCUUUUUAUAUAUUAGGAUAAACAUUUCUGUAAAGUAGAUUUUGUAGAUUGUAAUAUGUGUUUACUGCCUUUGUGAAACCGAUUGACAUCUCUGUAAAUUGAAUGAUUGGCUUUCAGCACAGUAUUCAUAUGAAGCAAUAAAUGCUAACAUUUUAA
Salmo salar (Atlantic salmon) is the source of this 4207-nucleotide messenger RNA. RefSeq names its product Serine/threonine-protein phosphatase 4 regulatory subunit 2-A (gene p4r2a). The record is from RefSeq and is a predicted model, not a curated record. Lineage: Eukaryota; Metazoa; Chordata; Actinopteri; Salmoniformes; Salmonidae. Gene Ontology annotation, cellular component: nucleus; protein phosphatase 4 complex; cytoplasm. Gene Ontology annotation, molecular function: protein phosphatase regulator activity.